GCCACCUGGCGACACACCUGCGGCCAGGGCCGUCCUCGGGAAUGGCGGGAAUGGCGGGUUCCCAGCUACUGCCCCUGGCGCUGGCCCUUCUGCUGCUAGUGAGACCCGGCGACUCUCUGUUCUCAGGUGUUGCUAAAACAGAAUUCAGGGAAAGUAUAGCAGUACUGGCUAUCAACCAAGAGUACUCAAAUUCAGACACAAUCCUUUCCCCCACCUCCCUAAGUACAGUCACAACCCCUUCCCCCACCUCCCCAAGUUCAGACAUAACCUCUUCCCCCACCUCCCUAAGUACAGUCACAACUCCUUCCCCCACCUCCCCAAGUUCAGACACAACCCCUUCCCCCACCUCCUCUACAGUAACCCCUACUCCCACCUCCCCAAGUUCAGAAGCGACCCCCACUUUAGACUCCAGCUCCACAGGAACAAACCCAGGCUCAGCCUCUCCAGAGCCAGAAACAGCCUCGCUCCCCAGCCCUGGACCCCCAGACCCCGAGUUGACCACCAUGUCCCAGUCCACGAACGUGGUUCCGCAAGAGUCACCCACUGUGUCCAGCCCUGACCAAGAUGCAGGCAGCCUGUGGAUCCCCACAUCACACAGGAACCCGGGCGUGGUGAUCGCUGUGUGUCUGCUCCUGUCCGCCGUGCUCAUCGGCUCCCUGCUCACUGCUGUGAGACGCUGUGGUCGAGGAGGGCCGGCUUUUCAUAAUCUGGAUACGGUGUCCAUGGCCAGCGUGACCCAGCAGCUGCCGUUUGCUGACCACCUCCAGUCCUGACUCCCAGAGGCCUAGACCUGGGGUGGGCUUGGGGCUAACAUCCAGGAAAAACAGUUGCUGAAAAAGUCCUCACGGUAUUGACCUGGAGAUGAAUUUGUGGCAGGAGGCUGGCUGGAGCCCAGGGGUUCGGACCACUCAUCUGGAACUCAACUCAAAAAUCAAGUCAAUCCAGGAUGAUGACGCACACCUGUCAUUCCAGCACUUGGGAUAUAGACAGGAGGGUCAGGUGUUCAAGUCCACCCUGGGCUACAUAGGGGGUUUGAGGCCAGCCUGGACUACAUGAGACUGUCUUUGAAAAAGAAAAGAAGGGAGGGGCUGGAGAGACGGCUCAGCAGUUGAGAGUACUGGCUGCUCUUCCAGAAGAGCUGGGGUCAAGUCCCGGCACCCACGUGACCCCGGUUCCCGGGAUCUGACACUCCUUUUGGUCUCUGCAGUCGCCAGGCUUGCGGGUGACAGGUACACAGACACACAUUCAGGAAAAACACAUAAAAAAUAACAUUAAGUAAGCACUAAAUAAAUAGUCCUGAGUGUUCUUA
This is a messenger RNA of Mesocricetus auratus (golden hamster), 1309 nucleotides long. Its product is annotated as proline-rich receptor-like protein kinase PERK1. The transcript has 4 exons. The record is from RefSeq and is a predicted model, not a curated record. Bases 42 to 773 code for a protein of 243 amino acids. Lineage: Eukaryota; Metazoa; Chordata; Mammalia; Rodentia; Cricetidae.